Molecule: messenger RNA, 627 nt
Organism: Asterias rubens (European starfish)
Lineage: Eukaryota; Metazoa; Echinodermata; Asteroidea; Forcipulatida; Asteriidae
Product: transmembrane protein 79-like
Exons: 3
Coding region: 1-627 (208 amino acids)
Biological process (GO): regulated exocytosis
Cellular component (GO): lysosomal membrane; trans-Golgi network membrane
Source: RefSeq, a predicted model, not a curated record
AUGACGAAGCCAGGCAAGUUACUGAGAAAGGUGAUCCAUGAUGGGGGUUCAGAGAAGACCCUCCCAAACAUGAAUCCCGACGUGGACCGCUCCUUCCAGUUCCAGGCCAAGACACGCAUGAAUGUCUUCGGUAUGAUGCUCACCCUCGGUACCUUCUUCAUCGUGCCCGUUCUGACCUACGUGGGCUUCUACUUCUUACCCGUGCAUGUGCCUCCUCUUCUAGGCAUGGCUGAGCGGCUCGCGUUCGCUCUGAGAUGUCAGGGCUGGGCCAUCAUCCCGUUUGCUCUCGGUAUCCUCUCGCUCAUGGUCGGGCGUCUUAGAGGCAAGGAACCCAAGGAUCUUGUGUCUACUGAGCACUACGUUCGACACACCAUGGAGCAGUACAUCAUGCUCUUCAUUAACACCGUUGUCAUGGUAACCUUCAUACCGGAUGAAUAUCUUAAGAUGGUACCAGUGUGUGUUGGCAUCUGGGUGGUUGGUCGAUUCAUUUACUGGGCCUCGUACUCCCUUCGACCCCAGUAUCGUGGGUUUGCCUACGGUAUUGCCAUGUUACCCAAUGUCGCGAUGAUGGUUUAUAAUCUGAUAGGAAUGUUCGACCCAGGCUUCACCCAUGGACUCCAUAAGUAA